Molecule: messenger RNA, 648 nt
Organism: Gongylonema pulchrum
Lineage: Eukaryota; Metazoa; Nematoda; Chromadorea; Rhabditida; Gongylonematidae
Source: the annotation of a GenBank genome assembly
AUGUUCGCAUCACAAUUCAGUCUAUCUGCGCCAACAAACGAAGAUUUGCAUGUUUCGGAAUUGGCCAGAGAAACACCUGCACUAUCCGGAACCCUCAACGAUAUGAUUUCCAAGCAAUAUGACUUUCAACAACCUGUAACUAUGCAUGCCGAAGCGGCGAUCGGACAAUUUUCACUUCAGUCAAUGCCGGAUGAAAAGAUGGAGUGCUCGUUGGCUGGAUACUGGUGUCCAGAAGCAAAUAACGAUGCGUUUUCCGGGCGUAGUGAUGUUGGUGAAGGUAGCUCACUUCGCUCGAUCUGUCCCGGAAGUUUGCUUGACGAUCGACUGCUCGGAUCACAGUCCAGUCUGUCUGUGCUAACAAUUGAAGAUAUGUAUAUUUCGGAAUUUGCCAGAACGCAGCCUGCCUAUUUCGAAACUCUCUGCGAUGAAAUUUUCAAGGAAUGCCACUUUGAACAACCUGUAACCAUGCAUGCCGAAGCGGCGACCGGACAAUUUUUGUUUCAGUCAAUGACUUGCGAAAAGUUGGAACACUCGUUGGCUGGAUGCUGGUAUCCGGAAACAAAUCUAAAAGAAUUGAGACUAACAUCACAACCGUUAGAAAUUAUUAUAAUGACUCACAAUUUAUCCUCAAAAAAUCCAGCGCUCUAA